AUGAAUGGCGCAAAUGCCUCCUCUGUGAGCUGCCGUCUCCAAUCGCCCGGUCUUUCAUUCUCUGCGGAUGCCACCACUCGACGACUAGGGGAUUCUUCUGGAACAACCGGACGAGUCCAGCGUCGACGCCAUCAUCCUCUCGCUGCCGGUGCCGGACAGAUAAAGAAGGAGAAGGAGAAGAAGCAAGAGAAUGCCGAAGCCGCUCGCGGGACAGCCGCAAUGCUGCUAAUUGGGAUUGAAUUGGAACCCGAAGAUUGGGUAUCGAGUGUGCUCUGGAUCCGACCCGCCGUCGAGAUAGACGUACGCGUAGUCAGUUUUAUUUGUAUGCAAGCGAUCCUCGCGCCGGAUGUCCGCAUGGGUUCGAUGCGGCCACCGGCUGGGGAGGGUGUGGAUCAGGCUGCGGACGUAGAGCGGGAAAACAUUGGGAGCAAAGCGGAAGAAGAGCCGGCCACUCUGGUAGGAGUCAGGGGAUGCCCACUCCUGGCUGAUGGACGUGUCCUGUUGGACCUGAUCCCUGAGUUUGUCGCGCGCACAGUGGAAACAGAUGUGUUGUGCUGUUUGAUGGGGUGGGUCAAACACGAAAAUGGAGAGCUUCAUGCCCCGGAGACUUUUCAGGCGGCAGAGCUCGAGGAGGCCACCAUCCCAAAAAGUGUCUCGUACCGCCUGCACAGGGAAAUGAAGAGAAAUCUGGAUAGAGAUGGCAGCGAGAUUGGAGAAACCGAGACUGAUCAACGAAAAGGUCUCAUUCCAUUCAGCGAGAAAGAUUCAUCGAAUUGCUCGCAAGAUCCUGCGGACAAGGAUAGUCUUGAGAUGCGAUUUGAGGUGCGAUACCCGUGUACCGAUCAGAUUGGAGGAUCUUUUGCUGUGUUGUCACACAUUCUGGGUGGUCGCAGGUUUCGGAUAUGA
Aspergillus niger is the source of this 906-nucleotide messenger RNA. RefSeq lists its product as hypothetical. The coding region runs from base 1 to 906 and encodes 301 amino acids. The record is from RefSeq and is a predicted model, not a curated record. NCBI's taxonomy places the organism in Eukaryota, Fungi, Ascomycota, Eurotiomycetes, Eurotiales, Aspergillaceae. The transcript has 5 exons.